Exophiala bonariae is the source of this 1170-nucleotide messenger RNA. RefSeq names its product 26S protease regulatory subunit 8 (gene LET1). The transcript has 2 exons. Gene Ontology annotation, biological process: proteasome-mediated ubiquitin-dependent protein catabolic process. The coding region runs from base 1 to 1170 and encodes 389 amino acids. Gene Ontology annotation, molecular function: ATP binding; proteasome-activating activity; ATP hydrolysis activity. Lineage: Eukaryota; Fungi; Ascomycota; Eurotiomycetes; Chaetothyriales; Herpotrichiellaceae. The record is from RefSeq and is a predicted model, not a curated record. Gene Ontology annotation, cellular component: proteasome regulatory particle, base subcomplex.
AUGGCGCUCGACAACUUCUAUCACAACAAAAUCGAAUCUCUAAAACUAGAAAUCAUUCAAGGCCAAGCAGUCCUUCGUCGAUUAGAAGCACAGCGGAAUGACUACAACUCAAGAGUCCGGUUACUCCGUGAGGAACUAGGCCUUCUCCAGCAGCCUGGUUCAUAUGUCGGAGAAGUGGUCAAGGUCAUGGGCACAAAAAAGGUCUUGGUCAAAGUCCAUCCCGAAGGCAAAUAUGUCGUUGAUAUAGCUGAAAGCGUCGACAUCGCAAAGCUCACUGUCGGCAAGCGUGUCUCCCUACUCUCCGACUCGUAUAAACUGGAGAAAAUGCUCCCAUCCUCCGUCGAUCCCUUGGUAUCGCUCAUGAUGGUCGAAAAGGUCCCCGACAGUACAUACGACAUGAUCGGAGGUCUCGACCAACAAAUCAAAGAAAUCAAAGAGGUUAUCGAACUUGGUCUAAAUCAUCCCGAACUAUUCGAGUCAUUAGGCAUUGCUCAGCCUAAGGGUGUCCUUCUCUAUGGCCCACCUGGAACUGGCAAGACACUGCUUGCUCGAGCGGUGGCACAUCAUGCAGACUGCAAAUUCAUUCGAGUGUCUGGAUCCGAAUUGGUCCAAAAAUACAUUGGCGAAGGUAGCAGGAUGGUGAGAGAAUUGUUCGUCAUGGCUCGAGAGCACGCUCCCAGUAUCAUCUUUAUGGACGAAAUCGACAGUAUUGGUUCUAGCCGAGUGGAAGGAAGCAGCGGUGGUGAUUCCGAAGUCCAGAGAACCAUGUUGGAACUGUUGAAUCAGCUUGAUGGUUUCGAGCCCACCAAGAACAUCAAAGUCAUCAUGGCUACCAAUCGUUUGGAUAUCUUGGAUCCCGCUCUUCUGCGACCAGGUCGCAUCGAUCGUAAAAUCGAAUUUCCCCCUCCAACCGUCGAAGCGCGAGCCGAUAUUCUCCGAAUCCACUCACGAAGCAUGAACUUGACAAGAGGUAUCAAUCUCAAGAAAAUUGCCGAAAAGAUGAACGGGUGCUCUGGGGCUGAGCUCAAAGGUGUUUGUACUGAAGCCGGUAUGUUUGCUUUGCGUGAGAGAAGAGUUCAUGUCACUCAAGAAGACUUUGAUUUGGCAACGGCCAAGGUUCUCAACAAACAUGACGACAAAGAGGUGUCAUUGGGCAAAUUAUGGAAGUAG